AGUUUGUGGAAGUCCCAUCACUAAGUGAGACCGUGGACAAAGUAAAAGAACGCAAUUAGCUUCGUAAAUUUUCUAAAGUGAAUUAAUACAAAAACAUACGUGUUAAAAAUGGGAAAGAAGAAUAAAAUCAAGCAAGAAGAAGAGAAGCCCAAACCUGCAGCUCCUGCACAACAACAACAACAACAACAGCAACAAGCAGCUGCAAGACAACAGGCGGGAGGCCAGCCAUCCACCAGCUCCGGAGCGUCUACCUCUGGUGGCCAACAGGGCGGCGGAGGAUGGCAGAAGCAGCGAUCCCAAGGCGGACAAGGAUGGGGCGGACAGCAGAAACAAUCGCAGGGACAGCAGGAUCAGCAGCGUGCGCCCCAAGGACAGCAGGGUGGUUUCCAGCAACGUCCUCAGGGCCAACAGGCUCAAGGUCAACAAGGCGGUUAUCAGCAACGUCCCCAGGGACAAGGACAACAAGGUGGUUACCAGCAGCGUCCUCAGGGACAAGGACAACAAGGUGGUUACCAGCAACGUCCUCAAGGAUCCCAAGCACAGCAGGCACAGGGUCAACAAGGUGGUUACCAGCAACGUCCCCAGGGACAAAGUCAACAAGGUGGUUACCAGCAACGAUCCCAGGGCCAACAGGCUCAAGGUCAACAAGGCGGCUAUCAGCAGCGUCCGCAAGGACAACAGCAAGGGGGCUACCAGCCGCGCCAGCAGGGCCAGCAGGGUCAAGGGGGCUACCAAUCCCGUGGAGCCCCGCAGCAGCAGCAGCAAGCUGUUGGACCAUUGCCGCCUCAGCCAGCGGGCAGUAUCAAGCGGGGAACCUUAGGCAAACCAGGCCAGGUAGCCGUUAACUAUCUGGACCUUGACUUGACCAAAAUGCCGACGAAGGCCUAUCACUACGAUGUGAAGAUAAUGCCCGAGCGGCCCAAGAAGUUCUACAGGCAGGCAUUCGAACAGUUUCGCGUUGAUCAAUUGGGCGGUGCCAUUGCCGCCUAUGAUGGCCGAGCUUCCUGCUACUCGGUGGAUAAGCUGCCACAGAAGACCCAAAACCCGGAAGUUACUGUGACAGAUCGUAAUGGCCGCACGUUGCGUUACACGGUGGAAAUUAAGGAGACUGGUGAUUCGGAAAUCGAUCUGAACUCUCUGAGGAGCUAUAUGACGGAGAGGAUCUUCGACAAGCCGAUGCGGGCGAUGCAGUGCAUGGAGGUCGUGCUGGCGGCUCCCUGCCACAACAAGGCCAUUCGGGCCGGUCGCUCCUUCUUCAAGAUGUCCGAGCCUGGCCAGCGUCGAGAACUGGACGAUGGCUACGAGGCCCUGGUCGGUCUGUAUCAGGCGUUCAUGCUGGGCGACCGCCCAUUCCUGAAUGUCGACAUAUCGCACAAGUCUUUCCCGAUUGCCAUGCCGGUCAUCGAGUAUCUGGAGCGCUAUGGCUUGAAGGCGAGAAUCAAUAAUAGCACCAAUCUCGAUCAGUCUCGCCGCUAUAUAGAGCCGUUCCUUAGGGGCAUCAAUGUGGUGUACAAGCCACCACAGGCUUUUGCCACCGCAGCGAGGGUCUACAAGGUGAAUGGACUUUCUCGGAGCCCGGCCAGCAGGGAGACUUUCGAGCACGAUGGCAAACAGAUCACCAUUGUGAACUAUUUCAAGAGUCGCAAUUACAACUUGCAGUUCCCCGAACUCCACUGCCUACACGUUGGACCACCGAUGAAGAACAUCCUAGUGCCCAUUGAGCUAUGCUCCAUCGAGGAAGGUCAGCCACUGAAUCGCAAGGAUGGAGCCACUCAGGUGGCCAAUAUGAUAAGGUUUGCAGCCACACCGACGAAUGAGCGAAAGAGCAAGAUUAUGCAUUUGCUGGAUUUCUUUAAACACAACUUGGAUCCGACCAUCAGUCGCUUUGGCAUCCGUAUCGCGAACGAUUUCAUUGUGGUGCAUACCCGCACCCUAAACCCACCGCAGGUGGAGUAUCAUGGCAACAAGUGGUGCGCGGUGAGGAACGGAUCGUGGCGCAUGGACAACAUGAGGUUCCUGGAGCCCAAGCCGAAGGCCCACAAGUGGGCGAUUUUGUACUUUGAUCCGCCGCAUGGUCGAAAGAUGCAUUUCAACCAGGUGGGCGACUUCGAGCGCCAAAUGUCCAACCAAAGCAGGACGGUGAGCGUGAGCCUGGAGGAAAGGGCGGAAAUUAGGGGCUUCAAGGACGAAAAAAACCUGGAUGACUGCUUUUCGGACCUCAAGAAAAUGCAAUGCGAUCUGGCGUUUGUGAUUAUUCCCCAGUUUGGGGCUUCCUACGACGUCAUCAAGCAGAAGGCCGAGCUGCAGCACGGCAUUUUGACGCAGUGCAUUAAACAGUUCACUGUAGAGCGAAAGCUCAACCCACAGACCAUUGGCAACAUAUUGCUUAAGGUUAACUCCAAGCUGAAUGGCAUCAACCAUAAGCUCAAGGACGGUCCCCAACAGUCGAUGCUUAAGAACGCCAUGUUCCUGGGCGCCGAUGUGACCCAUCCGUCGCCCGAUCAGCGCGAGAUCCCCAGUGUGGUGGGCGUGGCAGCCUCCCACGAUCCCUACGGCGCCGCCUACAACAUGCAAUAUCGCCUGCAGCGGUCGGCUCUGGAGGAGAUCGAGGACAUGAAGUCGAUAACGCUGGAGCACCUGCGUGUCUAUCAGCAGUACAGGAAGACCUAUCCGGAGCACAUUCUCUACUACCGCGACGGGGUGAGCGACGGACAGUUCCCAAAGAUCAAGAACGAGGAGCUGAGGGGCAUUAAUGCAGCCUGUGCCAAGGUGGGCAUCAAGCCCAAAAUUUGCUGCGUGAUUGUGGUGAAGCGUCACCACACUCGCUUCUUCCCGAGCGGCGAGCCAUCGCAGUACAACAAGUUCAACAACGUGGAUCCCGGAACCGUGGUCGAUCGCACCAUCGUGCAUCCCAACGAGAUGCAGUUCUUCAUGGUCAGCCACCAGUCCAUCCAGGGCACGGCCAAGCCGACGCGCUACAAUGUGAUUGAGAACACUGGCAACCUGGACAUCGACUUGCUGCAACAGUUGACCUACAACCUGUGCCACAUGUUCCCCCGUUGCAAUCGCUCCGUGUCGUAUCCGGCUCCGGCCUACUUGGCCCACUUGGUGGCAGCGCGCGGACGUGUUUACCUCACUGGCACCACUAGGUUCUUGGACUUGAAGAAGGAAUACGAAAAGCGCCAGAUUGUGCCCGCAUUCAUGAAGACAAACCCCAUGUACUUUGUAUAAGCAGGGAGAAAAACUCUUUAAAAACUCUUCUUAUUUUCAUCGAUUUUAUUUUUAUCACAUUUCUUAAACCAUAUACAUAUAUAUAUAUAUAUCAGAUAUUAAGGACGCACCAUGUUGAUUGCACUAAGAGUUCGAUUUUGAAGCGUCACCUUGAUUUCCCCCUCAAUUAUUGUUCUACUUGAAUUUAUUUUGCAAAUCUUUUUGGGGCAUUUGAAGGCGUCAAUGAGAUGCGAGAACUCCUAAUGGAAUCGACAGGUUGCAGUCCCUAUAGUUUGGGCGUAUUAAUCAACGUUAAAUAAUCAUAAAACAUUAAACUCAACUUGACUUGGUUGAAACAGAAAAGAA
This is a messenger RNA of Drosophila gunungcola (fruit fly), 3576 nucleotides long. Its product is annotated as protein argonaute-2. Gene Ontology annotation, molecular function: RNA binding; protein binding. The record is from RefSeq and is a predicted model, not a curated record. The transcript has 8 exons. The coding region runs from base 109 to 3231 and encodes 1040 amino acids. Lineage: Eukaryota; Metazoa; Arthropoda; Insecta; Diptera; Drosophilidae.